UUAUAUUUGUAAUAAAAUACAGUUUACACAACUUACCAAAUAUUAUUAUCAUGCUAUUUCAAAAUUAUUAUCACAAUCGUUAUCUCACUUCAGAUUGUUAUUUAUCUUAAAGUUACAACAACCAUUACGCCUGAAACCGUCACAAUAUCGUUUGUCUAACCGUUUAAUUGUAUUGCCGACACGCGAAAAACAAUGUUAUACUUAUGAUAUUUUUAUUAAUGUUUUUAAGUAUCUUCUCUAGGUAUUACUGUUUUUAAUUUUACCGUAAUGGAUAACUCAAAUUUAAUAUUCGUAUUUUUGAUAUAUUUGUUUACAUUAAUUAACUGUACGAAUAUAGUGAGACCCAGGGGUAUCGCUUUUGAAAGUAAGUCUGUAUUUUAUAAUGAUGCUAAUGUUUCAACAUAAUCAUUCAAUAUCUAUAAAAUUCAUUGGUUAAAUUUCUAUUUUUUCAAGGGUCUUCACUUUAUUUACCUGACAAGGAUUUCUCAUGUUUUGAUGGAAGCUUUACAAUCCCUUUUGCUUUUGUAAAUGAUGAUUACUGUGACUGUCCAGAUGCUAGUGAUGAGCCUGGUACUUCAGCUUGCCCUAAUGGAACAUAUCAUUGCACCAAUGCCGGUCACACAUCGAUUGUUAUACCAUCAUCACGAGUAAACGAUGGAAUAUGUGGUACAAAUAUUGUGUUUAAUAUAAUAUUAUUAUACUACAGUAGAAGUAGUAGAAAUCAUUAAGUUUACCAUAUCAUUUGUUUUUUGUCAUAAUAUUUGUUAGUUAUGCAUUCUAUAACAUAAGUACCAGCUAAAUAUUAUUAUGUUCAAUGUUAAUACUUAAGUACGACCCUGUAUAUUACAACAGCAUUAGAUAAUACCUCUUUCGAGAUACCACUAGAGGUUUAUUGAAAUAUGAUUUAAAACAAUAUUCAAAUUCCUAUUGAUAGUCCCCUAAUCAAGUAAGUUAAGAACUCUUUUACAAAUUGUUGUCUAACCAUACAUUUAAAUGCAAAGGCAAAACAUAUUAAAUUUAUACAAAUUGUAGGUAAAUGUUAAAAAAUAUGUUGUUAUGAUAAGUUGUCAAUUUUAGUCACAUUUAAAUGAUAGGAAGUGUAAACAUAAAAUUAUAGACAUUUAAAAUAUCUUGUAAAGUUUCAUUGUUUAAAAACAAAAUAAUUUAACUAUUUUAAAAACGUGUUCUGAUACAAAACUAAAGGCCGGUAAAAAUCAGUCUGUUAAUAUUUUGCAAACAUCUGUAACCAUAGGGGUCUGUAAAAUUAUAAUGGCUUUAUAACAUGUUACAAUAUUGCAUAAAAGAAUUUAUAAAUUGUAAAUUGUUCUGGAUAAGUUAAACCACUUAUAUUUGAUAGUAUUCAAAAAAUGAGAAAACUGUGCCUUCUUGCCUUUAUGGUCUCAGUAUCAUUGUAAGUAUUUCAAUAAUUUUAUCAUAUUACUUGUUAAUGGUGACAUUAAAUCUAUAAUAUCCACAGUGAUUCACUAUUGUAUGAUUUAGGAUUUACAAUAUUCAAAUUUAAAAGAUAUUAUCAGAAAUGUCAACAAUAUUUUUCUAUAAAUCCCAAUGUCAAAUGACAAAUAUAAAAUCUAACUAAUAAUUUAAAGAUCCCAUUUGUGAUAAAAAGCGUUUUGUCUGAUUCUUAAACUGAGUUUAUUUCUGAUAACCGACCAUGAUUGCUUGGUUAUUUUGGUAAACUCCAUUUAAAAAUCAAUUUUUACUAUGUUGGUGAGAACGGGCCUUAAUGUUUUACAGUAUAUUUAAUCAAAAUAUUGAGUUAUUUUUUUUUUAAAUUGCUGCAUACAUUUAUUUGUACAUAUUUAACACUUUAAAAUAUUUAUUGAAUAAUCUAUGUCAAACAUACAUAUCUACCUCGCUCAACUCAAAAUUUAAGAUUUAGAUUUUGGGUUAGUUUAAUAAUAUUUGUAUAAUUUAUUUAAUAAUAUAACAUAAGUAGGUAUUUACUUAAUGGACAUAAAAAACAUUUUAAUGCAUAAUUAACCAUAUUCAGUAAAAAGUGUUAUAUUUUUAAAUAUAUUAUAAUAAAUAUUCUUCCAUUAUAGAUUGUUGUGACGGCUCUGAUGAAUGGGCAAAUAAUUUGAGGACAGGUUCAUCUUGUGAUAACACAUGUGAAGAACUUGGUCGGGCAGCAAGGGAAGAAGCUGAAAGAGUACACAAAGUAUUUACGGCUGGACAUGAAAUACGUGCACAAUUAAUUGCUAAAGGGAAAGAAUUUCGAUUGGAAAAACAAGUAAAUUAUUUUCAUUUAAAAGAAUUAUAUUAUAUAAAAAUAUAAAUGUUUGUACUCAGUAACAAGCAACCUUGAUAAGUAUUCCAACGAUUUUAGUAUUAAUAACAAUAAAAAUAAAACUCAGUUAACAUAUGAAACGUAAAAGAUCUUGUUAAUAGAAUUAAGUGUGGAUGUAUGAUAUAGACUAUGAAGAGAAACAACAAUGUGUUUUACAGUAUAAGUUUGUCAUGAAUGAUAGGAAUGAUAUUUUAUUAAACCCUGAAGAUCCAUCGAAAACGUGUACAUAUCUGAGUGUUGAACAUUGAAUAAAUUGGAUUAAUAAAAAUACACUGUGAUUCAUUUAACGUAAAACAAUUAUUAUUACGCAUAUAAUUGACUCUCUUCUAAAAAAAAAUUAUUGAAAAUGUAUUCACACUGUACGUCUACCCGUCGUAAGAGGCGAAAAUGAUGUUAUGUAACUUCAACAGAUGAUAUAAAAUUCUGCCAAACAGAGUGAGGAAUUAGUUAUAAAUAAGACUUACAGAUUUUCCUAUCUCGGAUAAGCGCAGUGACAACAAGUGAAAAGAGUGCAUAAUGUGUGCAGAUAAUAUACAGAUGUCCCACAAAUAUAAACCCAUUAUAAUAUUCCUGAGAUAAUAAUGAUAGUCUAAUUCUGUUAUUUUUUUUUUUAUUUUAUAUUACUUACAAAGAUAAGGAAUACAAAUAUUUAUAUUAAAACUAAAUUUUUAUGUUUUAGUAAACAUAUUUUUAUUUUAUAAUUUUUGAAAAAUUUGAAUCUAACCAUUUUAUAGAGUUUAUUCUUCUGAAAAUGUUGAUGUCUCAAUUUUUAUUUUUUUUUUUUUUCAAAUUUUCGAUUUCUAAUAAUUUAAAGUUCAGAGAGAAAAAAAGUGUACAGUCAAUUACUCAUAAUAAUAACAAUAGUCUAUUAGUAAAGAUUACAGCCUGUUGUAUAUUAUAUACCUAGUUUACAUUCAGCCGCUGCUAUGGCUACUCGCGCCACCGUAUUUACUCCUCAAAAUACUUCUGUGACAGCGUCGACAGCAGUGAGUGUUUACAUUGACCUGCUAAUUAUAGCAGCACAAGCAGCAAUUGACCGGAUUGAUCGCAUUGCCGGUUGUGUUGCUGCUCGCGCUGCUCAGUUUAACGCGUUGGGCAGCGUCAUUGCGAGGAGCAUGAUCAGCGCGAGUAACGUGUUUACAUACUUGUGCUGCCCAUUUUUAUGCUCACUUCCCUGUUCACCGCCACGGAAGUGGGCUGAAUGUAAACUAGGUAAUAAGUAAUUGGAAUAAUAAUAAUUAAUAUAACAUAUUUAUUAUUAUUAUGAAUAAUAUUAGCUGUACACUUAUUUUUCUGAAAAUAAAAAAUAUAUAUAAAUCAUGUUAAAGAAAACAAAACAUUUACACUUUGAACUUUCAGUAGAAUAAACUCUAUAAAAUGACUAUUUUCAAAUUUGUCUAUAAUAACUAAAUAAGUUAUUAUUUUUGUAUUUUUUAGCAAAACAUAUAAAUUUAAUUCCAAUAUAAAUAUUUGUAAUCUUCAUCCCUGUAAAUCAAAUUUAAAAAAAUAUCCACAUAAUUUGAUUAUUUCUAUUACCUCCGGAGAUAUUACAAUUUGUAUAUCUUAGUGGGACACGUUAGUUUUGAUAGGAUAAAAUCUAGAAUAAGUUAACAAUAGGCUUGAGGAAUACAAUGUAGUAUUUGAAAGAAAGGGAUUAAGGAUAGAUAGAAAUAAAACAGAGUAUGAAUUUUGUGAAACAGAACAAGACGACUAACAACAAUAAGUAGUAAUAGGCGAGGUAGAGAAUAUGGAAAUAAUAAUAAAAAUGUAACAUUUUAGAACUCCUUAUUGCAAUGUAUCCUUUAACUAACGUGCGUAGGUAGGCAAUUGUGUACUGGUAGCUAUCAAUUGGAUCUCUUGUCUAACUUGAUAAAACUACCUACUGCUUAUUGAUACCCACUUGGGCGUGACGUCGCAUUAUUUAAAAAAAAAGUCAAUACUUUGUAUAAUAAUGAGUGUGUAUUGUAUGUUAAAUUAAUUAAUUACAGAAAUAAGAAUAUUAAGGUGGGUUUGUGGUGUAAUUAUUAUAGGAUUAGGAUUAAAUAAUACAGGAAUUCCUACAGUGUUAUCCUUAUGUAAAUAUUUAUUUUGUUUUAAUUUUUAUUUAAUCGGGUUUUGUGUGAAGGGAACACACAUGUAGAAAACAAUUUUAAUUUUCAUCCUUUAAUCAAUGAAAAAAAAUUACUUUAGUUUUCCACGUUUUAAAAUAUUCAAAAUAGCUAUUCUGUAAAAUAUAUUACCCCUAGAUCUACAUGGAUCAAGCUGGCCCAACCCUACCCAAUUUUUGGCCUGACCAUUAGUCAGGAAAAUUUUUAUAUCAAAUUGGAUUGGGUCAGAUUAAAAUAACAUAUUAUUCUAUUGAAAAUUAGUUCUUUUCACGUCAAUUUUCUAGAAAUUAAAAUGGCUUUCACUAAGAAACUGCUCGAAAAAUACUUUAGCAUUGUCAUGCAGCAAAAGCUAAUCAUUUGUUGGGUACAAAUUUGGGCAAACGUGCCGUAUGCGUUUCAAAAGACGGUUGAGUACACUGUGGUAAAAUACCCCAUCAACUGUUUGUCCAGGAGGAACAAAUUAAAUAAUGCUGAAGUUGAAAAAAAUAAAUUGACACUAUCUUCACUUUUGAUUUUAUUGCGAGAACUUUGACUGAUCACCCUUCGUCUGAACCUCGUCUCGCGGUUCAGCAUUUUAUGCAAGAGUCGUAUUGAAAACUUGAUUUAUUAUUUUAUCGUUUAAAAACUGUUUGGGUAGCACUUUUAUUUAAUUUAAAAUACAAUUUAAUUGCUGCUCUUUGUUCUAUUGUAAAAAUAAUUGUGACUCAAUAUUAUAAACUUGUGCACUUUAUCGUUAUUGGACUUUUACGGUCGUUAUCAAUGCGUAUUAUAUAAUGUAGUGCCAUCAGUGAAUUAUAGAUAACGCUAUAUAUAAAUAUUUAAAAAUCAUCAGUCCCGGAACUUUUUGAAUAUACUGUGUAUAAGAGGUAGUUUAGGCGUAGUGAUAUAGCAAAAACAUGAGAGAAUAGAUUAUAAUAGUAUGGACAUAGAGCAAUAGGGCAACAUGUUUUACGAAAGAGAAACUAUGAUAUAGUCAAGAAGAUGAAUGUAUAUGAAUGUGGUAUAUGAAAGGUAUAUAAAUUUGAUGACAUCAAAUAAUGGUGAUGGAUAGAAAAUAUGUCAUGAAUGAAAAUAGUUAUAAUAUUGUGAACAGGAUAAAAGUGAAGAAACAAAUUAUUAUAUUUAAAGUAUGUUAAAGUCAUGUUAACAAUAUUUAUCUUUAUAGAAUAGAAUUACUGAACUUUUUAAAGAACAACAAGAAGUUGAACUUAUUAGAAACACUACAUUAUCAGUUAAAGAAACAAAAGAUGAAAUUGAAAAAUCUGCAUUAGAAAAGUAUAAAGCAAUACAAGAUGAAAAACAAAAACAAGAAAAUGAACGAGAAAAAAUACAAAAUCAAAAUGAAGCCUUUGAAAUAUUUAAUGAAAUAGAUACAAAUAAAAAUAAUAAGUAUGGUUUUCAAUUUAGUUUAACUUAAUAUUUAAAAAAUAUAUAAAUUGUUGUUUUAUAUUUAGGAUUGAAGAAGAAGAAGUAGAUGCUUAUAAUGCAUUUGAUCAAAAUAAAGAUGGUACUGUUUCACAGGAUGAAAAAGAUGUAAGAAAAUUAUAAUAGAAUAAUAUUAAUGUAUAAAACAUUUUAAUAUAUUACAAUUCUUUAUAUUAGUUGCAUAAUAAUAAUGAAAUCAAAUAUUUUUUUAUUAAUUUAUUAUUUUAAUAGUACAAACUUAAAAUGUUUUUUUGUAAUAUUUAUAUUAAAAAUUUAAAAAAAUUACAUUUAAUUUUCAGUAUUUUAUGGAAAAUAAGAAGGAAAUUGAUUUAGAAGAGUUUAUGGCAAAUAGUUGGGAUCGUUUAAAGCAAUUAUUGUUUGCUGCUCAAGCCACAAAUAUAAAAGAAACUGAAAGUACGGUUGGAGAAGAAAUUGAUUCAAAUCAAGCAGAAGAGGUAGAAGAUCAAGAUGAUAAUGAAGAUGAAAGUGAACAUGUUGAAGAUGAAGUGAAAUAUACAGAACCUGAUGAAUAUGAUGUAUCACAAUACGACGAAGAAACAAAACUAAUAAUAGAAGGUAGUAUUAUAAGAUCAUAUUAAAAAUAUUUAUUUGAAUACAUUUGAUUAAAUAUAAUAAUUAAAAUAAAAAAUACUGGCAUUUCUAAACUAGUAUAAUUUGUUUUCAAGUUGUUAAAACAUUUUUUAUAAUGUGAAUUUGUUAUACUAUCAUCAUUUGGCUAGAGUUAGCUUUGCAAUGAUUUAUUAAAUUAAAUUUUAAUACUCAAAAUUGAAAUUAUGAUUGUAAUAUUAGAUUUAUACUAUCUUCCAUGUCUAAUUACUUGUACAUUAUUACAUUUUUUAAAACCUUUAAUAGUUUAAUUAUUAAUCAAAAUCUAAACAAAUAAAUAUUUUUGUGUUAAAUUCAAUACUUUUAAUUUGACUAUAAAAUGUAUUUAAAUUCAUUAUUUUUACAUAAAUUAACUGUAUUAUCUUAUUCACUGGGCCUAUCUAUCAAUUAUGAGCUAGUUCUUUUUUUUGAAUCUGUAUUUAAUCUAAUAUUUGUAUUUUUAGAAGCAAAAAAAGCCCGGGAAGCGUUCGAAGAUGUAGAUAGAAAAUACAGAGACAUCCAACGAGAAGUGUCCCAUUUGCAAGAAUCACUUAAUAAAGAUUUUGGCCCAGAGGAUGAAUUUGCAGCUUUGGAUGGAGAAUGUUAUGAACUUUCUGAUCAUGAAUAUAUUUAUAAAUUAUGUCUUUUUGAUCAAGUAUGUGCUUUAUUACAAUUUUAGAAUACUAAAUUAAGAAUCUAGUUAAAAAUAUCAAAGUUUAAAUUAUAAUAAUUAAUAAAUAAUCAUGUUAUUAUUCAUAUACAUAUCCAUAUAUAUAUAGAUAUUAUAUAGAUAUUGUUAUCAUAUUUUUACUGGUGAAUGCGAUUUUAGAUUCUGAGUGAAGUGAAGAAGCUUAUGGUUUAUUUUUUAUUUUCAAUUUUUUUUUUUAAUUGUAGCACCUUUUCUGAAAAUAAAUCGGUUUGGAGGACGGGGUACUUUAAUGCGGUCAUUUUUUUAAUCUUCUCAAAGGUUUCCUCAUAAAAUUUGAAAAGCCAAGAAAAAAAGUAGGAAAACCAGGAAAACUAGUACAACAUUAAACAAAUAUUAUUAAAGAAAAUAAAUAAAGCCUAUUUGAUUAUUUUACUAUAUUAUUGACAAAGCAUCACUAUCAACUGAACUCUGCUCAAAAUUGUUUUUUCGUAAGCAAUGGUUUAUCAUUGCUUACAGGUAUAAAUUAAAUUACCUGUAACAUUGGCUGCAUCUGUCUCCAUUAUCCUGGGAUGUUUUUUAAAAUAUUGUAUUAUAAACUAAAUAAUAAUUGAAUAGUCAAAAAUUACUUUGAAUAUAUAUGGAUAUGUAUAAUCUAUAUGAAUAACAACAUGAUUAUUCUUUAAUUAUUAUACUUUUAUUAUUUUUUCUUUGAAUAUUAUAGACCCGGAUAUUUUUACCAGUUGCCUUAAAUUAAUACUAAUUUUUGAAUUUUUUCAAAUAAUAUAUUAUAUUAAUUUUAUUAAUUUGUGCCAGAUUACACAACGUUCUAAAAAUGGAGGGUCAGAAGUUAGAUUGGGAACUUGGAAUAAUUGGAUCGGUGAACCAAAAUAUCGUACAAUGUUAUAUGAUAGAGGUCAACAUUGUUGGAAUGGUCCACAAAGAUCUACACAUGUAUGGAUAUUUGUAUUAAUUACCUAAAUAAUGUCUAUGCUUUUGAUUUUUAAAAUAACAAGAUAUUAUAGUAUUAUAUUAAUGUUUAAAAUAGGUACGUUUAAGUUGUGGCAUUGAACCAGCAUUGAUAUCAGCAACAGAACCUAAUCGUUGUGAAUAUGCUAUGGAUUUUGUUGUACCAGCUGCUUGUGUCCAGCAUAGUGAACAGCUUUCAGCACCUGUAACAGAACCUGAGCAUGAUGAAUUAUAAAUUUUAUUUAAAAUCAACUAUUCAUAAUUUUUUAAUUUAUGAUUUUGUAUCAACUAUUUUUGGUGUUUGGUACAAGAUGUAUUUGUUCAUUAUUUUUUGAAUUUAUCAGUUUACUUUUAUUUGUUACAAUUUGUCUAUAUAUAUUUUUUUCCCUUUUUUUAUAUAUAUAUAUAUAUAUAAUUGAAAAAAAUAAUUGUAAACAUGUUUACAGAUAUAAAAUAAAAUGUGAUGUUUAGUUUAAACGCAUUUGUGGACAUAAAAUCAACCUUAAGAAGUAAUAAAUCUUUUCCUAGUUUAUAGUUAAUAUUUGUGAGAUCAAUUUUAUUUGUUACAAAAAUAUUUUUAAAAGUUAUUCAAAAUAUUUGUACUACAGAUAAGAGAACAAAGGAAACUCAAUAGAUGAUAUUGUUUUUAUGAUCUUGUUUAUUAUUUAUUUUUAUUAAGAAAUAUAACAGACUUUUAUGUUUUUACAUACACAUUAUUAACUUUAUCCUGGUUGAAUUAAGAUUGGAUUUUGAACAAAAUAUGAAUAUAAUUUCGUCUUACAUAAAAUUAAUAUUAUUUAAGUUACGCGAUUUGUUUGACAUUACCUAGUUAUACAUUUAAUAUUAUAAGAGUAUUCUAUUUAUUUAUUUUUGUAUUUAUUUAAAGUUUAAACACCCAAAGGGGUAAAGAGUACAGUUACAAUUGCACAAAAGAUACAAUCCAAAUCUAAAUAUUGAAUAUUAGAUUAUACAUUAUUAUAUAAAUGAUAUAAUACAUAAGAUUAUAUAUAUUAUUCUUUUAAUUUAUUCUAAAUAAUAUCCUUUUUACAUUUUUUUUUUUUUUUUUUUUAAUUAAAUCAAAUACAUUAGGUUACUAUAUAUUUUUUUAAUGUAUUAUAAUCACUAAUAAUAUUACUUAUUUAUUAAUUUUAUUUUGUGUUAAUUUUGAUUGUUGACAAUUCACUUUGUUGUAUUGGUGAAUAUAAAAAUUAAAUUAAAUAUUUGUUUUUAAAUAAAAUAUCUUGUUUAAA
Messenger RNA from Cinara cedri, 9312 nucleotides. The record is from the annotation of a GenBank genome assembly. NCBI's taxonomy places the organism in Eukaryota, Metazoa, Arthropoda, Insecta, Hemiptera, Aphididae.